AUGCUGACGACUAAACAUCCGUCAGCCUUGCGCCCCCUUCGAGCUAGUCUGGACGUCUGCUGCCCUGCUGACUCCCUGCUCCUGACUCUGCCGCUGAGUCUCUCCCUACUGAGCUCUGCUCUUGACUCCCUGCCCCUGAACGGGCUGGUCGACUGCGCUGACGCCGAGUGCUGCUCCGACACCGCCUGCCUGCACUCGACCCUUUGCCUGACCUCGACCGACCCCAUCGACAUCCUGCUGAGGAAACAGCCUCCCGCCGUCACCGCCUCGUUCUUCCAGAGGAUGAGGUUCCUGGUCGAAGAAGAGUCCGUGCAGAGCUACGCCAAGGGGUCCGCCUUUAACGAGAGCAUGCACAGGAUUUACAUAAAUGAGAGCCGUGCCUCCGUGGUCCGUGGGCGUGUCAUCAGUGGGCGUGGCACAGGCCUGAGGGGCGUGAGAGUGUCGCACUACCGCCCAGCUGACACGGGCUUCACCCUCACGCGCCCCGGCGGCUGGUUCGACCUGAUGGUGAACGGGGGCGGUGCCGUCAGGCUCAUCUUCGGCAAGGCGCCCUUCCUCCCCGUCACGAAGACGGUGUGGGUGCCGUGGAAUGAGAUCGUCGUCAUCGACACGGUCGUCAUGACAACGGCUGACAUCGUGCCUCCGCCGCUGCCCACGCCGUGCCCUGACCACAACUACGACGACCUGAAGCCUGUCGUGCUGGCCACCUGGAAACACGGCUUCCAAGGAGGCUGCCCCGAGCGCUCAGCCAUCCUGACCGAGUCGCAGGUGGUGCAGGAGAGCCUCAGCAUCCCCGGCACGGGACUUCACCUCGUCUACCACUCGUCCAGGGCCCUAGGCUACGAAUCAACAAUCCAACUGCAGCUGACGCCCUCUGUGAUCCCCGAAACACUGCGCAGGAUAUACCUCAGGAUUACUAUUGAGGGCAUCCUGUUCGAAAAGACCUUUGAGGCGGAUCCUGAUAUUAAGUUUACCUACGCGUGGAACAGACUCAAUGUAUACAGGCAACGUGUUUACGGCGUGACUUGGGCAGUGGUCAAGGUCGGCUUCGCUUACAGCAACUGCGACCAGGUCAUCUGGGACGCGCAGACGACCCAGGUCUCGGGUCAUGACAUGAGUAUCUCAGAUAUCGGCGGCUGGGAUCUCUCCAUCCACCACAGAUACAAUUUCCAUGAAGGAAUCCUGCAGAAGGGCGACGGGCGCAACAUCCACCUGAAACAGAAACCGCGAGUCCUGAUGACGCUGAUGGGGGAUGGGCACCAGAGGGAGGUGUCAUGCAGGUCGUGCGACGGCCCGUCGGACAAGCAGAGGCUCCUGACGUCCGCCGCCCUCGCGCAGGGCCCCGACGGCUCGCUCUACAUCGCCGACUUCAACCUCAUCCGCAGAGUCAUGCCCGACAACACCGUCAAGACCGUCGUGAGGCUGAACGAGACGCGCGUGUCGUACCGCUACCACAUGGCCGUGAGCCCCGUGACGGGCGAGGUCUACAUCAGCGACCACGAGGCGCACCUCAUCCUGAAGGUGCGCGACCCUGACGACUUCUCGCGCCCCGAGGACAACUACAUGCCGUACGUGGGGUCCGGCGAGCGCUGCUUCCCCGGCGACGAGGUGGGCUGCGGCGACGGCUCGCUGGCCCGCGACGCCAAGCUGCAGUACCCGAAGGGCAUGGCGGUGUCCCUAGACGACGUGCUUUACUUCGCCGACGGCACCAACGUGCGGGCAGUGGACGCCGACGGCAUCAUCAACACCGUGAUCGGCACGCACCGCCACCGCGCGCACUGGCGGCCGCUGCCGUGCGAGGGCACCGUGCCCGUGUCGGAGGUGAGCCUGCGCUGGCCCACCGCGCUGGCCGUCAGCCCGCUCGACGACUCGCUCUACGUGCUCGACGACCACCACGUGCUGCGCCUCACGCGCGACGGCCAGAUCAAGGUGGUGGCGGGGCGGCCGCUGCACUGCCCUCCGCUCAGCCACGACGCGCCGUCGGACCUGGCGGCGCACACCACGCUGCGCUCGCCGCAGAGCCUGGCCUUCGCGCCCAACGGCGACCUGUACAUCGCCGAGAGCGACAACGAGCGCAUCAACCGCGUGCGCGUGAUCGAGACGGACGAGCGCAUCCACGACUUCGCCGGCGCCGACUCCAAGUGCAACUGCCAGGAGGAGGCGUGCCCGUGCUACGACGAGUCGCACGUGCUGGCGGCGACGGCCGUGUUCUCGACCAUCUCUGCGCUGGCCGUCACGCCCGACGGCGUGGUGCACGUGCUGGACCAGGGCAACCUGCGCAUCCGCUCCGUGACGUCGUCCAUUCCCGAGCCCAACGCCGAGCGCCUCUACGAGAUCUACUCGCCAGAGACGCAGGAGGUGUACGUGUUCAACCGCUUCGGCCACCACACCGCCACGCGCAGCAUCCCCACUCGCCGCACCAUCUACUCGUUCGCCUACAACGUCAACACGAGCAACGGCAAACUGUCCACCGUGACGGACGCCGGCGGCAACCGCGUGUCGUUCCUGCGCGACUACACGGGCCACGUGUCCAUGGUGGAGAACUCGCGCCAGCAGAAGUGCCGCCUGCAGAUGUCGCGCUCGCGCCGCCUCGAGUUCUUCGUCACGCCCGACGAGCACAACGUCACGCUCACCUACCACGGCGCCACUGGCCUCCUGCGCUCGCGCAUGGACUCCACGGGCCGCGCGCACGUCUACACCUACGAUACCUACGGCCGCCUGACCCGUGCCGUCACGCCCUCCGGCCAGGUCAUCGAUCUGGCCUUUGACCUGAGCCAGAAGGGGGCGCGCGUCACGCUGACCCGCGACGGGACGGCGCCGAUCACCAUGCUUAUCAAGGGCGCCCUCGUCACGGAGACCAUCGGUUCUGCCUCGAGCGUGACGGCACAACUUCCCGACGGCUCCGUAGUAACGCGCACCGCCUGGGGGCACCACAUUGCCACCGAGACCGUCCCCUACACCCUCUUGCAGGACCACACGCUCGCACACUCCUACCCCGUCUCCGGCAGGCAGCGCACUGAGAUCGGCAACGAGCUCGUCAACAGCUUCGACUGGAAAUACUUCGUGGAGGCUGGAGAUCGCCAGGGACCUGUGACGCAGGUGGGCCGCAAGAUGAGGGUGAACGGCGAGGACCUGCUGACCUUCAAGUACGACCUGUACACCGGCACGGAGGCUGUUCUAAACGAGGUCGGGGCCACGCUGCUCAACGUGACCUAUGACCCUCUUGGCCGCCCGCUCAAGUGGACGCCCGCGCAGCCCUUCCUGCCGGUGCAGCUCAAGUACAACCGCUUCGGCCAGCUGGAGGAGUGGACUUGGGGCGACAUGAGGGAGCAGUAUUCCUACGACCGCGCCGGCAGGUACGAGGGCGUCACCUACGCCGACGGCACGCGGGUCAUGUACUCCUUCAAGGACCUGUCCAGCGUCAAGCCGUACAAGGUGAGUGUGGCGUCGGGUAGCGAGCACCUUCUGGAGCACGACGAGGGCGGCGCCCUGUCGGCCGUGACGACGCCGCGCGGCCACAAGUACACCUUCCACGUGCAGCCUUCGCUGCUGCACAACCGCUUCAGCUUCACGCCGCCCGGCUCGCCUCGCCACCCGUACCAGCUCUUCUACAGCGACGACGGCAAGAUUCUGGCGGAGGUGCUGCCCCACCAGGCGAGCCGCGUCAUCUACCACCACGACAACACCGGCCGCCUGCACCUGCAGAUCUUCGGCGACGGCUCCGUGGAGUACGGCUACCACCCCGAGACCGGCCUCAUCCGGACCGUGUCGGUGCGCGAGCGCGGCUUCGAGCUGCGCAGCGACAACAAGUACCACGGCGGCCUCGUCAAGGAGCAGCGGAUCCGCUACGGCUCGACGGCCGUCCUCGACUCGGCCAAGCUGAGGUUCCUGUACGAUGGCAACGCCCGCCCGCGCCGUGUCGAGGUCGAGAUCAACGGCAAGGAGCAGCCGGACUACGACAUGAAGUACAACAUCAUCCUGGGCACCCUGGACAGCGUGGGCGACAUGAAGGUGACGUCGUCGUACCACAACAAGACCGUCAUCCAGGACGUGCGCAAGAUCAUGCUGCGCGUCACGGAGUUCGACCCGCACGGCCGCGUCGUCGAGUCGGCGCUGACUGUGCGCAGCCGCCUCGUCUACCGCAACCGCUACGGCUACGACACGCGCGGCCGCCUCGCCACCAUGUCCACGUGGCGCGGCCCGGGCACGGACGAGAAGCGCACCAACUACACCUACACUCCCGACGGCUUCCUGCAGGCCGUGGACGGCUCCGACUCGUGGCAGUUCCGCUACGACGCCAACGGCAACAUGAUCGCCGUGGUGGAGGGCGGCCGCGAGAUGACGGCCACGUACGACGGCGCGGACCGCCUGGUCGGCUGGGGCGACGUGGAGCUCAACACGUACUCGCCCGGAGGCGCCGUCGUGCGCCAGGGCGAGGUCCACCUCAGCUACAGCGCCAGGGGGAACCUCAAGUCCGCCUGGCAGCAAGGCCAGUACAAGGUGUGGUGCAGGCACGACCACCACGGACGCCUGGCGGUGUGGGAGGACGACCACGGCAAUGUGACGCAGUUCUUCUACGCCGACCUGCGUCGGCCCGACCUCCCGACGCACAUCCACUACCCGAAGCGCGGUGUGACACACGCGCUGGAGUACGAUGAGCGCGGCCACCUCAUGGCCAUCCACACAGGCAAGCGGCGCCUGUGGAUCGCCACGGACCACCUGGGCUCGCCCGUGGCCGUCUUUGACGACUCAGGAGUUCUGGUGAAGGAGGUCGUGAGGUCUCCGUGGGGCGCCACGCUCACCGACUCCCGCCCCGACCUCCUCCUGCACGUGGACUUCCAGGGAGGCCUUCGGGAUCCCGUCACGGGAUUCAUCGCCUUCGGCCUCCACACGUACGACCCCGUGCAUGCCAUGUGGAUGGCCCCGAGGUACGACUUGGUCACCAGCGCCCCCGACCACGUUGGGGCCGUCUACGUGCACCGCUUCCACGACAACGACCCCGUCAACCCGAUCAACCGGCACCCCAACCACUACACAGACUUGAACAGCUGGCUGAAACUGUACGGCGUGGACCUGUCGCGCAUGCUCGGCUCCAGCUACCACGACGAGACGGUGGAGCGGCAGGAGCGAGGCCUCCUCCAGGCCCGCCAGCUGGCUCCUUCCCUCCGCGUGAUUUCCGGCCUCUCUUGCUCCACGGAAGGCGUCCUUCGGCAGUUCUCGCAGCCGUCUCUGCUGCCCGAGUCCCUGAUUCGGUCUGACGCCCCCGCCUGGGCGAUCCCCGGCUGGGACGCCCUCGGCCGCUUCAUGUCGUCGCCGCCCAUGCUGGGUCCGGGCGUGAUGGUGUCCCGCGUGGAGGGGCGCGCCGUGGUCACGCUGGUGCCGUCCAGGGAGAACUCGGUGGUGCAGGACGUGGCGCGCGACGUCCUCAACGGCUCCGCGCUGCUCGACGUCACCCUGACGCACCACCGCCACCACACGCUCUACCUCGUCAAGGAGAACGCCGCCCUGCGCCAGGACGACCUGCAGCAGCUGCAGCGCCUCAGUGGCCGCUUCAACGUGACGUCGCGGGACGAGGGCGAGCACCACGAGAUCCGCGUCGUCGGCAACGACGUGUCGCUCGUCCUCAUGUACGGCACGGACGCCCCCAACGCCCGCCACCGCCUGCUGCGCCACGCCCACCGCCACGCCGUGACGCGCGCGUGGGAGAUGGAGCGGCUGCUGGCGGAGCGCGGCUCGCCCACGCGCCACGAGUGGUCGGUGGAGGAGCGCGGCGAGCUAGUGAGCAAGGGCAGCGUGAGCGGCUACAUCGCGGCCGACAUCCACUCCAUCCACCGCUUCCCUCUGCUCGCCGACGACCCCACCAACGUGGUGUUCCGACGCGACACGGGGCGGCGGCGCCGUCGCAGCCGUGACGCGCCGCACUCGUGAUCCCCGGGUGGGGGCGCGGCCCUUGUACAUACCGCUGUAUAGUGUAGCGCUGUGAACCUGUACACACUGUACAAACAGGGUAUUCUCACACAUUGUACACAUCUCUCCGAGCCGGAGACUAAUCCUCACAUGUGAUAGAGGCGAACUGUGUGGCGCAGGUGGCGGCGGCGGCGGCGGCGGCGGCGGCGACCGGCGCUGCUGGGGUGUGAGGCUGUGACGGGGGGAGGGGGGAGGGGAACGUAGGUAUGUGUAUAGCGAGCGCAGACGGCGGAGAGAUCGGCUCUGCGUCACACCCCAGGAGCACAGCGUUGCCGGCCGUUGUAUAUAACGUAUGCCCGGCGGGGCCUCGACUCCGCCGGGGUAGUCAAAGGUUCUGCAGUGGUAUAUAAUUUUGCUGCUUAACAUUCCAUCGUGAAUUAUGUACUCUUAUGGACUGACGAGUGUGCAGAGUUGGUGUGGUGCAAAGAGAGACGGCAAGACAUAUAUAUUUUGUACGUUUUUGUUACAAACAUGUCCAUUAUUUAGAGAUACUUAAUGCCAAUUUCUAUUUGAAUGUGUCCCGUGUCCUAGCGAGAUGUCUUAAAGGGAUCAGUCCAGGGCUCAGACUCCAAUCAUAUUAUCUUGUAUAUAUUUAUAAGAGACGCAUAUGAUGUUAGAGAGAGAAAGAGAGAGAGAGAAAGGGAGAGUGAAAGAGAGAAAGAGAAAAGUAGAUGUAAGAAUUCAAAUAUGACGAUGAGUUGUCAUCCUCACCCUCCCAGACUGACAAGCAAAGUUCGCUUGCUAAUGCAUCAACUCAUGAAUUUUAUUAUGCAACAAACAAGUAAAUAAAUAAAAGGAUAGAUUGGUCUCUACGCCCCUGAUGACGUCAUGAGCCCUCACCUCCUUAUUUGUUCUGUAGAAAGUCUUAGAGACUAUUUUUGUGACAGGUUGAUCCGAGUACGAGGCCAAAGAGGAAUAGGAGAUCGACUAAAGCUCAUUUUCCCCAACGGAACUUAAGGAAAUUGAGCUUUAGUGAUUGAUAUUAUUGGACGAGAGAGAAAAAAACGAAAGAACGAGAGAAAGAAAAUAAUAAUAAUAACACUGGCUGGUCGCACUCGAGCCGAAGUCACUCUUCAGAAACAUUACGCCUGAAACUGCAAUAAUUAAGCGAAUAUCCCGGUCCAGAUAACGUGGUGUUUCCUCUCUGUGUUCUCUGGUCCACUUAUACGACGUGUAGAUGGCAAUAUUAGUAAUUGGUUGUUUGGCAGUUUGGUCUGGAAGUCGUACCCGCUGGCGGUCGAGGGGCGUGGCGAGCUCUUGUGUGGGCGGGGCAUCAGAGCUUCUUCUUCACCCUCUUUUGCAUGGUGAUGGGCUGUGCAACGUUGCUACGAUGCAGGAAGGAGAGAGUAUGAGCUGCCAUUAAAGUUAGAUAAGCUUUGUUUCGCAAGAAUUUAAAUGCAGCGAGAAGGGCAAAGAAAACGGGAAAACGCCAUUCGCGAAUUAUUUCUUCUUCCAGAUUUCAUUUCCUCGUUCAUUAUCAACGAUAGAUGAAUCAUCGAAAGAGGCAUUCCUUAAGA
Molecule: messenger RNA, 7484 nt
Organism: Penaeus chinensis
Lineage: Eukaryota; Metazoa; Arthropoda; Malacostraca; Decapoda; Penaeidae
Gene: Ten-m
Product: teneurin-m-like
Biological process (GO): motor neuron axon guidance
Source: RefSeq, a predicted model, not a curated record